AUGACCACCGAAAACAGCGCCACCGUGCCGGCCUACCUGUCAUACCUACGCCAUCAGCCGUACUUGCCGCCCGCUCCACCGAUCGACGAGAAAGUCGUGCCGGCCUACUGGGCGCAUCAGUGCGCAGUCAGCGGCAAAGAAGAGUGGGACUUUUGGCACGGUGGUCCGCACACCUGCAAACAUGGGUGCGGCUACAAGACGAACCCCACCACGAUUCUGCGCAACAGAGACGGACAGCAGCUGGAGACCAUUGAGGGCGAGAAUCUGCUGGAGGAUCGUUUCGUGGAUUGGUGGGCGAUCUGUUGCCGUUGCCAGCGGUGGCAGCAGAAUGUAUUGCCUGCGCAUCCUCUUCAUGGACGAAUUCAAAAGGUCAAUGGAGAAAACUGUUGCGAUCACUGUCGCAACUUGACGACGAGCACCAGCGACUGCACAAGCUGUCUUGCAAUCACCAAGUACCGCGAAGUCACGCGUACGUUGAGUGGGGUGGAUAUCCCUGGUGCCGCUCGAAGCCGGCAUCACCAGAUCAUAAUCACGAGGCGCCAGCAAUCCCGCCCGAGGUUCAAUUUUGGGGGCGAAUUGUCCGCCAGUUCGACGAUUGGAGAUGAAGAGGAUAAGAAUCAGAAGGGGGAUCUGGAGGAUAUUGAGAAAACGAAGGAAUGCCGAAACGAUGAGGAGGAGAAUGGGAAGAAGGAGCAGGGCAAGGAACGCAAGGGGGAUGAUGAGAAGGUGUUAUAG
This is a messenger RNA of Podospora pseudocomata, 735 nucleotides long. RefSeq lists its product as uncharacterized. The transcript has 2 exons. The record is from RefSeq and is a predicted model, not a curated record. NCBI's taxonomy places the organism in Eukaryota, Fungi, Ascomycota, Sordariomycetes, Sordariales, Podosporaceae. Bases 1 to 735 code for a protein of 244 amino acids.